Molecule: messenger RNA, 669 nt
Organism: Thlaspi arvense
Lineage: Eukaryota; Viridiplantae; Streptophyta; Magnoliopsida; Brassicales; Brassicaceae
Source: the annotation of a GenBank genome assembly
AUGGCUACCGAACAAAGCAAUGAAUCGAUGGCGGAACUAGUUGCCAAGAUGGAUUCUUUGGAAACUAGGGAGGUUGCUGACGCCAAGUCUACGAAAAAGCCAAAGAUCGACGACGGGGACAGCGAUAGCGAUAGCAGCAGCCUCGACAGCUUUGGCAGCGGCGGCACGGAUGAGGAGUGGCGUUCGUAUGACUGGCCGGAAAAAGAACCAGAGUGGGAUGUGGAUAGCUACGAUGGUCGCGAAUUCAAAAUCAAUCCUCGGAUUCGAAAGCUUUACUGCACCCAGGAACGUUAUGACGAAUACUGCAGCUACAGGCUCAAGGCUUUCAAGAGUAGGGGUUUUCUUGCUGAUCCUACGAACGGAAUCUACGACGUUUAUCUGGACGCACCACCGAAGGGUGAUCACAUGAGUCGGGGUUUCUUGGCAGAACUUGCUAAUGUCUGUGUUGCAAAAUUCAACGAGACUAAGGGAAAGACUUUGGAAUUGGUAAAUGUUGUGAGUGCUACUGAAACUGGAGCAGCUAGAUGGAAGUUCUACAUCACGUUUAUGGCUCGAGAAUCUCCUAAUGGGCCUCUCGUUGAGUACCAAGCCAAGGUGAUCAAAUUUUCAGGAGACGUCCGACCUCCUUUCCCGAUUCUCUGCAGGCCAAGUCCCGCACCGGCAAUUUAA